CCUCCUCUUCUUCCAUCUCCCCUCGCCGUCCUCUUCCUCCCCAUCGCGAACCCCGAAACAUUCCUCCUGCUCCACUCCCACCCGAGGAGAGGGUAAAGAGGGAAGAAUCCAUUCUUCUUCUUGAUAAGGAAUUCGUGCCCGGGGAGGGGGGGGAUAGAGUCGUGCCUCGUCGGGGGGAUGAAGUUCGGGAAGGAUCGGAACACUGGAGAGACGCUGCCGGCGUGGAGGGACAAGUACCGCUACAAGGCCCUCAAGAAGCUCAUCAAGAACUGGCCCGCCGAACCCGCCGCCUUUCCCCUUCCUCCUCCGCCACCCGCCGCCGAGGGACUGGGGGGUGGGGCCGGCCAGGGGAACGUCGCUCUGGGGAACUGGUUCGCCAGCAUCCUCGACAUGGAGCUCCACAAGCUCAACGAGUUCUACAUGGAGAGGGAGGAGUGGUACGUCAUCCGCCUCCAGGUGCUGAAGGAGAGGAUUGAGCGCGUCAAAGCUAAGAAGAAUGAUGCUUUUACAUCCAGGAGUGAAUUUACUGAAGAGAUGCUAGAGAUACGUAAGGAUUUUGUGAUUAUACAUGGUGAAAUGAUUCUUCUGCAAACCUAUAGCUCCCUAAAUUUUGCUGGACUAGUGAAGAUACUGAAGAAGUAUGACAAGAGAACAGGCGGUUUGCUCAGCCUGCCUUUCACUCAGCGUGUCCGUCACCAGCCAUUUUUCACAACCGAACCUUUAACAAGGCUUGUUCGAGAAUGCGAGGCUAAUCUUGAACUCCUUUUCCCGGUCGAAGCAGAAGUUCUUGAGCCUAGUUCAUCUUCAAAUCUGGAACCACAUGCCGGGGCUAAGCGUGAUCCAACAUCAUCUGGCGAUGUGGAAACCUCAGAUGUGUACCGAAGCACACUAGCAGCAAUGAAAGCAAUACAGGGCCUUCGGAAAGCCAGCUCUACUUACAACCCCCUGUCUCUGUCUAGGUUCUUCAAUGGUGAGGAUGGUGAAGCCUGUUCUGGUGCCAUCACUUCUGAGAGUUCAUUAUCAGAUUCCUCAACAGACUCCCAGAUUCAGGAUGCUGGAAAGGACGAUAAAGAGGUGCAAUCAAAUUCAAGGGAGCAUAAUGCUGCUCAAAGGGAACAUAAUGUAGAAGGCGAGCCACGUGAUGAAUAAUCAGUAUUUACACCCACUGUUCAAUAACCGUUGAUAAGUGUAAAAUCUAAUAAUCUGGAUGUUUAACCCUCCUUGUAGUGUGACAUACGCAAGAAUUUCCUGAUGGUUCUGUUUCCUUUUCUUUCAUUUUCUUUUCAAGGUUGCAGUCAUGCAAGGUCGAAUUUUUCAUGUUUUUGUUGUUGACAGCAUGUCAAUUGCCAUAAGAAUCUGAAGUGUAGUGGUAUUUGAGUUUUGAAGCUGUAGACAGAAAGCAUGUAAGUCGUUAGCAGACAUUUUGGUUGACAAUAGAGGUACUUCCUGAUCGAAGUUCUUUUUUUC
This is a messenger RNA of Setaria italica (foxtail millet), 1467 nucleotides long. Its product is annotated as SPX domain-containing protein 4. NCBI's taxonomy places the organism in Eukaryota, Viridiplantae, Streptophyta, Magnoliopsida, Poales, Poaceae. The record is from RefSeq and is a predicted model, not a curated record. Gene Ontology annotation, biological process: cellular response to phosphate starvation.